Osmerus eperlanus (European smelt) is the source of this 5017-nucleotide messenger RNA. It is a transcript of the gene creb5b, whose product is annotated as cAMP responsive element binding protein 5b. The transcript has 12 exons. Gene Ontology annotation, biological process: regulation of transcription by RNA polymerase II. The record is from RefSeq and is a predicted model, not a curated record. NCBI's taxonomy places the organism in Eukaryota, Metazoa, Chordata, Actinopteri, Osmeriformes, Osmeridae. Gene Ontology annotation, molecular function: cAMP response element binding; DNA-binding transcription factor activity, RNA polymerase II-specific. Bases 157 to 1647 code for a protein of 496 amino acids.
UCCAACGUGGUUCCUUCAGAGAGACUGCUGCACAUUUUAUACACUUGUUUGAGGCCGUCUAGACUUCUGCGUCUUUUCGGUGAGCUGCGGGAUUCUUUUACAGUCAUCUCAAGAACGAUAUAAUGGGUCACGUUUUAUGAGGAGUCGGCAAGAGUGAUGAACUCAGAGCAGGAAAGGCCGUACGUGUGCAGCGCUCCUGGCUGUUCUCAGCGGUUCCCCACCGAAGACCAUCUGAUGAUCCACCGACACAAGCAUGAGAUGACCCUGAAGUUCCCCUCCAUAAAGAACGACAACAUGCUAUCAGACCAGACGCCCACCCCAACACGCUUCCUGAAGAACUGUGAGGAGGUGGGGCUGUUCAGCGAGCUGGACUGCUCCAUCGAGCAGGAGUUCCGCAAGGCCCAGGAGGAGGAGGACAACAAACAGAACAUCUCCCUGCAUGGCCAGCCAGGCCAACACCAGCAGUCUCACUCCCGGAUGGCUAACCACGACAGCAGCAUUGUGAUCCAGCAGGCCCUGCCCUCGCCCCAGUCCAGCUCUGUCAUCACCCAGGCCCCCUCCACGAACAGACAGAUCGGGCCUGUCCCUGGCUCGCUGUCCUCACUACUGCACCUACGGAACAGACAGAGACAGCCACUGCCAGCGUCUAUGCCUGGCACCCUGCCAGACCCCACCAUGCCUGGCUCCUCAGCUGUACUGAUGCCCAUGGAGAGGCAGAUGUCCAUGGGCUCCAGUAUGAUGAGCAUGCAGGGUCCAGCCCACAGCACAUCCUGCUCCUCCACGCACAUGCCCUCCAUGCACUCAGAGGCCAAACUGAGGCUGAAAGCUGCACUCGCGCACCACCCGGGAACCAUCGCCAACGGCAACAUGAACACCAUGGGUCACAUGAUGGACAUGAUGUCAUCGCGGCAGGAGCAAGGGGGCCACCACCACAUGCACUCCCACCCUCACCAGCACAUGCAGGGCCCUCCCCACGGCUACCAGCACCACGCCCACCACCACCACAGCCACCCCCAGGGGCACGGCCAGGGAGGGCACCAUCACCACCCCCAGGGACACAACCCCCACCACAACUCCCACCAGCCUCACCUCCACCCCGGCCACCCGCACCAGACCUCCCCCCACCAUGGGAUGCACUCCGGAGGAUCACAGAUGUCCCCGGCAGCACAGCAGAUGCAGCCCACGCAAACCCUGCAGUCUCCACCCCCCAGUGGUGGGCGCCGCAGACGGGUGGUGGACGAGGAUCCAGAUGAGCGGCGACGGAAGUUUCUGGAGAGGAACCGGGCGGCGGCCACGCGGUGCCGACAGAAGAGGAAAGUGUGGGUGAUGUCCCUGGAGAAGAAGGCUGAGGAGCUCACCCAGACCAACAUGCAGCUCCAGAACGAGGUGACCAUGCUGAAGACAGAGGUGACCCAGCUUAAGCAGCUUCUCCUUACACACAAGGACUGUCCCAUCACCACUAUGCAGAAAGAUUCCCAAGGUUACCUCAGUCCAGAGAGCAGUCCGGCGAGCAGCCCUGGAGCCCCUGCGUGCUCCCAGCAACAGGUCAUCCAGCACAACACCAUCACCACCUCCACCACAGCAGUAGGGGGCGGUGGUGUGCACGGCCAGCCCAACCACCGCACAGACAUCAACCCCAUCCACUAGAGACGAGGGACCAGAGAGACUCCCCCCCCCCCCCCCCCCGACCCCCCCCCCGAGGCUGUUGUUCGGCCAUGCGCUGCCUCCUCCUUCAGGACCCAUCAAGGGAAAACCUCGGAAGCCUGCGAGGCUGCUCUUUAUACAGUAGCUAUGUAUUUUUAUAGACCUUAUUAACUCAUUAAUGUCCGUUUUUUGUUUGUCUGUCUGUUUUUUUUUUUUUGUCUUCUGAGUUGUCCUGUCUACUUUGUAUCCUGCGUCGGUUGUUAUUUGUACUUCGCUAAAAAGGGAGUUCGGCUGAUUGCGCAGCGUUAACCCGUGUGACCCUGCUGUUGUUGUUGUUGCGUAAUACCUUCGGUACUAGACGAACAGGCGUCCGAGCUGGUGGAACCACGGCAGGAGCUCGAGCCUCAGAACGCUGACCCUCCGUGUCCCCGCCCCACCCCUCCGCCACCUACUCCUCCGUGUGACUGAAGCAUGGGUGUCAUAGACCCAGUAUGUGUCAGAUGCGCUGAUCACAAUGUGUGUGACGGUGUUCUGACUGUUUUAAGGUGUCAUAAAAUGUGUGUUUAUCAGAGGGAGUAUAUGAAGGUUUCUGCCUCCGGGCUGUUGGUUUUGUAACCGAGUUGAACUGUUGCCAUGAUAUGUUUUUAAUGACAGGAAAACAGGCUGGCGUUUUUAUAUUGAACUAAGCUCUUUUUUCUAGAUUGGUUCUUGACUGUUAACUGUCAUUGGUAUUCUGAGAGUCUUUUGAAUGAACAAAAAACAUGAUGCUAAAAAAAUAUACCAUAUGAUCAAAUGGAAGCAAUACGACAUCUCAGUAUUGAUCAUGUCCCAUACAGAACCAGCACUGCAUAGCAAAGCCAGUGUGGCUGUAUACUGUUGGGAUGUGCUUUGCUGUUACAGCCAUAUUGCUCUGCACUGUGAUAUCACCUAGGCAGCUGAACGGGUUAGACCAAACUCUUCUGCUCUUCAGGACCAAUAGAAGCUUUAUCUGAAGGAGGCCUCUCUCUCUUUCACUCUCUUUCUCUCUCUCUCUUUCUCUUCUUCCUCUCUGUGUUCUCUCUCCCUCUGUUCUCUCUCUCUCUGUGUGUGUUACUGCUUUUAGGAUCCAGUUCUCAGGAUUCAGUGGCAGAUUCCAAACAACCAUAACAUUCCAAUGUGUCUGUGUUCUGUCCUCUUCCUGCCUGUUCUACCUCAGUGGUGGAGUUCAGAUCAGGCAGCAGACAGACAUGGAGAGAAAUGAGCUGGAAUAUCAGGUCAGAGAUUUGACCGAUAGCAUAGUUAGUCUGUCAGUGUAAUGGAGAAAGAUUGAAUGAUGAGAUUUUAUUUGUUGUUUUUUUAUCCCACCAUUGGCAUUUAGCACUGUACUAUUUCUAAAAUAUCUGCAGCUCAAGCCUACUGUACGCUUUCCAAAUGUCACAUAGUGCCUGAAUUACUCUCAAUGUUAUGUGUUACCAUAUGCAAGAGUAUAUUAAUUGUUUCAUACUGUACAUUGUCUUACUAUUGACUUAACCAUUGAACAAACAAACCCCUAACAUGUUGUUUCAAAGUCUCUGCGUUGCAUGGAUCUGCACAGUGUGUCAGCUGAAGCUUCAGUCAGUUCUUGUUUUUCACACAAAGGCAGAGCCAGCUGACCAGAGAGGAAAAUACUGACCCCCCUAUUUGACCUCUGACCUGUCUGUCCACGUAGCUUUCCUUCAAGCAGGUUGCGAUGCAUCACUCCCUCUCUCUCUCUCUCUCUCUCUCUCUCUCUCUCUCUCUCUCUCUCUCUCUCUCUCUCUCUCUCUCUCUCUCCAUCUCCUUCUCUCUCUUAACCCCAGCAUGCUUUGACUAAACUCUUCCAGCAGUGAAGCUGCAUCCUUUCUUCUGUGUGGAUCCCUACAGCUGAGAAUGUUGGAACUUGUAGGUUCCCAUUGAUCACUGUGUUUUUCAGACUAAGCGAGACCACGGAGCUGUCUAUGCACUUUGUCCUCUGGGAUGCCAGAGGGUAGAAUAGCCAUAUUGAGGUCUCAGAGAUCUCAGCGAUCCCCAUUCACACACCAGCGAGACACUGACCGUCGUCAGCUCUGUAGAGACUGCUUUGCCUUGACUGUGCCUAAUGUGUGUCGCACGUGUACCUGAACGAGGAGAAGCAGAGAGCCCGGAGUUCAAAUCCCAGACUGUAGCCUUUGUCCUUGGGAUAGGCUCAACAAGAGACUCUUAAGCUUUAAAAAGUGAUCUGUCAGUUCUUGCCUGUCCUUCUAAUCUGUACCACAAGGCAAAAUCCCAAAUGUCAAUUUUGCUCACUGUGUGACGUUUGAUCGACAGCAUUAGGUGAACUGGAGACUCUCUCUUAUACUCUGGGUGUUGCAACAUUGUUUUAGAAAAUGCAAUUUUAAGGUCUUAUGUAAUUCUCGGGCCGAAGUGUUUGUGUUACUGAGGGAACGAAAGGUUUAGAUUCUCUUUAAAAGGGCUUCCUUCUAAGAACCUUGGGAAAACACCUUCAAAACGCUUGCCUUAUUUCGUCAACUUGUGGCUCCUAUUCAGAAAACGUUUGAACUGUUCUUCUGAAUCAAACAUGCAUGCAUGGGAAAAUAUGACAUUGACCUCAAAGCGUAUUCAACUGGAAUUUUUUAUGAAAACGUUUUCUUAGGCAUAACGGUAUCUAGACUUUGGUUUUGACAGUAGACACAGGUUGUGCGAUAAGGAAACGUGAGCUUUGUCUACUGUAAAGACACUUUCAGGGCAGGUUGAGGGAGUGAGAAACUAAGUGGGUGUGUGUGCCUACACAUUAAUGAAAGUAUAAAUGUAUCAUUUUGAAUAUAAAACUAUAAAUAUUGUAUAGAAUGUAAUUCAUUUCUGUAAUCUUGUACAUGUAAGGCAACCACCUUUCUUUUUGAAAGGAGUAAAUGUUUGGUACAUGUAUGUAAAUAAUGUUUGCAUAGCACUUGCAUCCUUUCAUUGUGUGUCAAGGAGAAUUUUGGCGCUUGCAUACAUUGUGUCUGUUCUAUGUCAUGAACUGAUGAGAGCACUCUUGCCUGCAAAACUUUGUACAUUUUUGUGUCUCUUACAGCAUUGUCUUGUCUUUGUUGUUUUGCAUUUGUACAGAUGUGAAAUAUCACUGCAGCUACUUUACAGUAUGAAAAUAAAGCACUUGUUCUGUAAAAUAACACAACCGACAUGUUUCAACCUAACUAAUACAAUUAUUUAUAAUAGAUUAGAAAUUGUCAUAAUAUAAUUAUACAAUUGUGGAUGUUGCUGAAUCAACAGUCUAAGGUAAGAAUGUGCUGUAUGUGCUGAAUGCAAGAAAAACAAUCCUCAUGUUAAAUUAAUGAUCCACCUAUUCUUUCAUACAACACAGAUCUCUGAUUGUUCAUUAAAAUGUUGUUUGUUUAAA